AUGUCUUGCAUAAAUCGCCUGUUCACGUUCCGUCGCCGCACUCGCCAACUGGGUGAAGAGCAGGCUGGCACAGUGACAAGUGAUUCACACGCAUCUCCUACUACAGAAGCAGCACUUACCUCCCAGCGGACCAACCAAGCAAGCACAAGCACAAGCGCGAGACACGCGGGGCGUACCUUCCUCUUCACCAAUCCACUGAACCUCAACCUGAAUUUCCUCACCAACCGCUUCUCAAAGUCGACAUCUCUAGGCCCUCCUCUUCUCGACGACCUCCACGCUGCCGGUCUGACCUUCGAUACGAUGACUCUCGCUGAUGACGAGGAAGCCUCAUCGCUCCCCCGCAAACGCCUGAAACGCAGCCCUUUCCAAGGCAAGACCCUAACAUGCGACUUCUGCACCGAUGCUAUUGAGAAUGAGGAGUACCUGCGCCCCUGCCGCCAUUGCAAGAGCACUCUCUGCUACAACUGUGUCGAACACACUUUCACCAUUGCCUUGAGCGACCACGAACGCAUGCCGGCCCGCUGCUGUGACCGUGUCUUGUAUCCAGGAGUAGCCACUGGCGUGCUCGAACCGGCGGAACUGCAACGUUAUAAGGAACGCUACGACGAAACCAACACUCCGAAUCCCUACUAUUGUCCCGUGCAGACCUGCUCCGCCUUCAUUCCGCCACGCAUGCUUGAUGUCAAGGAUGGCCACGUCACUUGCCCCCUUUGCGCCACCCAGUCCUGCUUCCGGUGUCGGCAAGUCGCGGACGAAGGCCACACAUGUGAGCGCAAAGAAGAAAAGGCCAUUGUCGAGACCUACAACUACAAGCUGUGUCCGAAAUGUGGUACUGGGUUAAUGCGGAUGUAUGGCUGUGCUCAUGUGCGAUGCCAGUGUGGGGCACAUUGGUGCUGGGACUGUAGGCGGCCAAUGCAAGCAUGCUAUCGCAAGCCUUGCGAUCAUGCGAGAGAAGACGGCGAUGCGACCCAGGAGAGCGAUGUCCCUGAUGAGGUGAGUGACGACGAGGAAGAAGUUCAAGAUGGAGAAGUCUCUGCAGAAUCACAGCAACAGACGCAGCAGAAUGGCACGGCAGAUGAGCACGUAUCAGAUGACAAUGCCCUCAAUAAUUCGGCACCGUUCGCUGGCAGCUCCGAUCUUCCCACUGUGUCUGGCAACGGACCGGAGAGUACACAGCAUACAUCAAUCGGCAAUCCAGAGGAACCAGCGCCUUUGUCAAGCUCGCACCACGACACACCAACGGCAGAUCCAGAUUCUUCUCCAGUCACAGAAGAGUCGCUCGCAGGACCGAGGCCGGCAGGAGACACCACCGCCCAGAGCGCAACCGAAGUACUGACUGACGAAGCUGGACCAGCACCUUCUACCGCCCAAGACAGUGCUCAAGCCCCCGAAGAAAGCACAUCUAAUACAGUCACGAAUCUCGAUGACCCUGAUCCAGAGGACUGGGAAGCACGAUCGCUCGACUUCGGCGACGAGCCAGUUGAUGAAAGUUUCGAUGUGUGGGGUUGCCAACACAAGUUCCGAGUCUUCAACAUCGAAUCCGUCCCUGACCACUGGGUCAAGAAUCUAGACAGGCAGAAGGGUCUAGCAGUGGAGUGCAUGUGUUGUUUCAAGACCGUGCAUCUACCUGGGCCACAAACGGUAGUGAAAGACAAUAAGAUGGGAGAUUCACAUGCAAAAGGCCGGAAGGGCCGACUGAAUCGGCGGCGAGGCCGCUCUCCUACACCAUCUGCCACCCUAACUCUCGCCCGCCAAGAUGCAAGCAUUGAAGAUCUUGCAAAGACUGGCGCGGCAGGUAAGGAUGAUGUGAAGACAGAAGUUGAGAAAGACAAAUUGGCUGGGCUUGCCAUGGAUGAGAAAGAGCUACAAGAGCUACAGAAGGCGGAAGUCCGCAGAAAGAGGACGCUGCUGGCCUACGUCUGCUGGGAUUGUGGUGUAUUGUACUGCUGGGGCUGCAGAAGGGACGCAUUACGGCGCAUUGGAAGGGAGAGGGCGAUGGAGGUUUGA
Cyphellophora europaea CBS 101466 is the source of this 2007-nucleotide messenger RNA. RefSeq lists its product as uncharacterized. The coding region runs from base 1 to 2007 and encodes 668 amino acids. Gene Ontology annotation, molecular function: ubiquitin protein ligase activity; zinc ion binding; ubiquitin conjugating enzyme binding. The record is from RefSeq and is a predicted model, not a curated record. Gene Ontology annotation, cellular component: cytoplasm; ubiquitin ligase complex. Gene Ontology annotation, biological process: protein polyubiquitination; positive regulation of proteasomal ubiquitin-dependent protein catabolic process; ubiquitin-dependent protein catabolic process. The transcript has a single exon. Lineage: Eukaryota; Fungi; Ascomycota; Eurotiomycetes; Chaetothyriales; Cyphellophoraceae.